Molecule: messenger RNA, 2304 nt
Organism: Closterium sp. Yama58-4
Lineage: Eukaryota; Viridiplantae; Streptophyta; Zygnematophyceae; Desmidiales; Closteriaceae
Source: the annotation of a GenBank genome assembly
AUGGACCGAGGUACAAGAGGAAGAAGAAGAUUACUGUCUUCAUCAGGCAAUGGGCACGCUGUUAUGAGGAGUGACAAUGAGGAGGUGGGGGGGAAUGAUGAAGGUGCCGGAGGCAACCCUGGUACUACCCUUGGUAACAGAGGUGCAGGAGAGGUCAUGGGUGCUGGGCAUGGUGUGACAGCCUCGAACGCAGAUGUGGAUUUGGUGUCCGCCCAGAGCACAGGGGCUGAGACAACGAGUCGCAACACUGCGCGUGGUCGAGCUCCUAGCUCUGGUUAUACCGGCAUAAGCAAACGGGAAGGUAGGUGGGCGGCACGGCUGUGCGUAGAUAGCGUUAAGAGUAAGUUUUUAGCGCUGGGACGGUAUACGGAGAUCUUGGAUGCCGCAAAAGCAUAUGCGGCAGCCGCCCACAUUUGCCGACCGUCCCUCUCCAACUCAAUGAUGGUGGAGUUGAGCGUGGAGGAGAGGCGGUGCUUGGAGGGACUGACGGCGCAUGGGGUUGAGAGGUUAGUGGAGGCCAAGCGAUGGGCAGAGUGGAGGAACUGGCGAGAAGUGCUCGGCAGCCUCCCUGAGCCUUCCAUCCCAACGCCAGCAGGAGUUCACACACAGGCUCCACCUCCCUUUUCCCACCACCACUCUGGAGCCACGCUUGGCAACUACCACCCGCCAGCCGCCGCCUUCGCGGGACACGCCGUUGCAACCCCAAACCCCGGUGCAUGGCAGCCGUACACCCAGAGCCACCCUCCUCCCAACCUCCAUUUUCUAUCCCAGCAGUUUGCUUUCAACCAAAUCCCAAUCCAUCAAUUCAGCCAGGUGAAAGCCCCUAUCGCUGUACACCCUACCCCUUCAGUACCCAUCACUCCCAACCCUGCAGGCCAUGCCGCUUCACAUAACACGGCACCCCAUCCCCAUGUCCUACCAACACCACCAUCCGUUGCACCCAGCAUGGCACAUCCAGAUCGCAUCAUGGCUAGUCGGAGUCAUCAUUCUGACACUAGCGCGUCGCAUCUUGUGGAUAAGGCGUGCAGCGAGUACCUGGCGGAGCCUGAUUGGACCACUAAUCUCCAGCUCUGCGACCUUCUCAAUGUAUCGCCAGGCAAGGUGGGAGAUGCCAUGCGGGCCGUUCACAAGAAGGUCACAUCACGCCAUCCACAAGUGCAGCUCUCCGCUCUCACUCUGCUGGAAACCGUGAUGAAGAACUGUGGGGGGGCGGUGCACGCUCAGGUGGUGGAAAAAGGCGUGCUUGCUGACGUGGCCAAGAUCGCCAAGAAAGGAGGGGCGAGCCCUGCAGCAACAGCAAGGGCACGAGGGCUUAUUCAGGAGUGGGCGGACGUGUUCCCCCCAGGCCCCACCUGCCGCCACACAGAAUACUUUCUCACCUUCGACGAGCUGAAGGUGUGCAUCUAUUCUUUUGGAAGGAGUGGCGUCCCCUUCCCCCCCAAUCGCCACACCGCAAGCUCCCACCACUCCCCCUCCAUCCCCAUGCCGGCUCCACCUGUUCCCCUGUUCCCCCGCCCCCUGCCCCCCUAUUCCCCUGUUCCCCUGCUCCCCUGCUCCCCCGCCCCCUGCCCCCCUAUUCCCCUGCCCACCCUGCAGAGGAGUGGCGUCCCCUUCCCCCCCCAACGUCACACCGCAAGCUCCCACCACUCCCCCUCCAUCCCCAUGCCGGCUCCCGAGCGUGCAGCAGCCAGUCACGGCGUGCCACCUGGCGGCCCCCCCCUGCACCUCCAUCCGCAUGCGAACCACUCCACCCCUCCCCAGCUCUACAACUCGCCCACUUACGGCAGCCCCGUUGGGGGGUACAGUCCCGGUAACCCUGCUGCUUCUUAUAAUGGAGCUGCUUAUAACGGAGCUGGUUAUCAUGGUGCGCGGUCUCCCCUUGCUGGUCCCAGGGCGUUGCCGCCGCAGCCACAGCCCCCUCCGUUGCAUUACCAGCAGCAGCAGCAGCAGCAGCCACAGGCUCAGCAGCAGCAGAGGGGGAGUGGGACACAGGACGGGGCGAGUGACAAGCCUAUGAGUCUGACAGACAUCACAACAGGGUUGAACUCGGUGGAGGUGUUAUCUGACCUGCUGUCAGCCGCGCCCAAGGACAACCCUGGCUCUGUGUUGGGGGACGAGUUGGUGCAGCAGUUGGUGGGGGAGUGCCGGGGGCUAGAGGGGCGUCUAGCAGCCACAAUCAACUCGACAAGGGGACGAGUUGGUGCAGCAGCUGGUGGGGGUGGGGGAGUGCCGGGGGUUACAGGGGCGCCUGGCAGCCACGAUCAAUUCUACCAGGUAAGAGAGGACAGGAGGUGUGAUUUCUGA